AUGAGGCUGUCGAGCCGGGCGCUGGAAGAUCGGCUGCGGGAUGCGCAUGCCGCCGCGCCACUAGACGAGGCGCGGAACAGGAAGAAGCCGCAAGAGGACACAACGCAGCUGCAACAACAACAACAAGAGCAGCACCAACCUGUAGCUGACGUCGUCUUUGUCUCGAAGGAGAUUGAGCGAUUGCGCCGGGAGCGACGGGCAGUUGUGGAGGGAAGUGCGGGUGCUUUAGACGAGGAGAGCGACGUGGUGCGCUGCCUGGACGCGAGAAUAAGCGACCUGGUGGAGCAACUCCGCACUCGUGGCCAUUCGAUGCAGACGAUGACAGGAUGA
Molecule: messenger RNA, 330 nt
Organism: Trypanosoma grayi
Lineage: Eukaryota; Euglenozoa; Kinetoplastea; Trypanosomatida; Trypanosomatidae
Exons: 1
Coding region: 1-330 (109 amino acids)
Source: RefSeq, a predicted model, not a curated record